Messenger RNA from Pelagomonas calceolata, 2114 nucleotides. Lineage: Eukaryota; Pelagophyceae; Pelagomonadales; Pelagomonadaceae. The record is from the annotation of a GenBank genome assembly.
GGUCGGGCGCCGCGUCGAUGGCGUCCCAGGUAAAUGAGUGCGAGGGCUGCACGGGCAGCCGCCGGCGCGGGGGGGGCAGCCACGCCGCGGCGGCGUUCCGGUCGCGUCCUGGGGCCGCCUGCACGCGUUUGCGCCGACGAGAGUGCACCGCUGCGGCCAGUUGUCCGGGCAGAGCACUGAUGCUCUCCAGGCAGAGCGCAGCUCUCACGCCGGCAGCGCUGCCCCGGGCUGCCCGAGGAAGACUCCGCCGCAGCACGAGAGACGCACGCGUCUGUCGCAGCGCUCUCGUGGCGCCGGAGCCUACGCUGCACGCCGCCGAGGCGCUCCAGGACAACUGUGCUCGGGCAACAGCUCUGAUGGCCUGGGUGCCCGCCCCGGUCAACAGCCCCUGGCGCGGCCAUGUCUACCAGCGCGACGCCGAGGAGGAGGCGCGACUCGACGACAAACUAUCAGCAGCGAAAGCGGCGGCCGAGGCCAGGGCCGCGCGGCCGCUGACGGAAACCGAAAAUUAUUGGAGGAAGCGCGAGGAGCCGGGCACCGGCGACCUGUGUCGCGCGCGCGCGGUCCGCGCGUUUGAGGCUGUCGAGCGCGUCGAGCUUGGCCUCACCGCGGGCGACCGCGUCCUCGUGGUGCAACAGGAGCUCCUCCCGGGCGCGGGCUGGAUCUUCGCGACGCGCGGCGACGAUUGUGGGUACGUGCCUAGGAACUACCUCGCGGAAGAGGAGGCGUCAAUCGCAGAAACGGUGCUUGUGAAAGAACACGUCCUGACGAUCGACUCCGACGCUCAAUUGGCGCUGUCGCCGAUGGACUGGGCGAACCGCGGCCGCGCCAUCCCCUGCACCUGGUUCUUCGCGCACGCGCUGCCGCCCCAGAAGUUGGUCGACGCCCUGCGCGACGCGUUGCGAGCGUUUCCGCACUUCGCGGCGCGCUACACGCGGCGCGCGGUCCGCGUCUGAACCUUCAAUUCCCCGCUUUUCUCGACGGCUUCGAUGUCCGCGCAGGGACGGGAGCGGCCUCGAGCCCGGCGGCGCCGUACGUGUCGAGGUCCGGCAAAGCACGACGCCCUUCGCGGAGGCCUACGUCCACACAACUAGCAAAAAAGUGAUCAGACGCACCGCCCACGAGGCCUACGUCCCCUCGAAGGCCGGCAUGGAUCCUGAUGACGGUCUCGCGGCGACACCAUUGCUCCGCAUCCGUAUAACGCUUUUCGAUAACGGCACGGCCGUCGGAGUGCUUGUCCAGCACGCGAUCACGGACAUCGAGGGCAUUGUCGCGUUCAUGCGGGCGUGGUCUCGAUGCGCGCGAGGCGGCGACAUCUCCCCACGACAGGACCGCUGGGCGCCCGCCUCGACUAUAGAAGAAGAGGCACCGGAGCGCUGGGCGCCUUCAGAGAAACCUCCGGAGUUCGUGGGCGUUGCGCAGAAGAUCCGCACGGAGGACUGUUGUGUGCUGCCGCUGCCCGCCUCGACACUCGCAGCGCUCAAAGCCGCGGCCGGUGAGUCUAGUGAGCCGUACGCGUCGACGGACGAUGUUUUGACUGCCCGCGUCUGGCGGGCAUUAGUUGUGUGCCGGCUGGCUCAACUGGGUUUGCCCAUAUCCAAGGCAGGAACGACUUGUUGUCUACGAGCCGCGAACGUGCGCCAGGUCCUGGGGCUGUCAAAAGACUACGCGGGCAAUGCCACGACAGAUAUAUGUACGGAGCUGCCGGCGAAGGAGCUGCUGGGCGCGCGCGUCGGCGCCGUCGCCGGGAAGCUCCGAGCCGACUUGCUGGCGACGCGGACCCCGGACCGAGUCCAGGCGCGAGGGGCCUUUUUUCGAGGCGCGCAGAAGAUGCGACAAAGAAUAAGGAAGCGCUUCGACGAGAAUUCUCUUACGUUCAUUAUGAGCUCCUGGAGCGCUGAAUGGGACGCCGUCGACUUCGGCAGUGGGCCGCCCGUUGCACUAGACCACGGCGCCAUCGCGCCUGUCGUGUGCGUGUUUGUCAGAAGGCCACGCGGCGACGGCGUCAACGUCUAUGUGUCGCUGCCUAGGCAUCUGCUGGGGACGUUCUCGGAGUGUGUCUUCGUGAACGAGACGGCGUCCGUGCUUGUUGAGGAGUAAUUUGUUGUGUUUGU